AUGGAGCCCAGUGCCUGCAUGAUGCUUCCACUGGUUUCCUGCAUCUACUCAUUGCAGCUGUGGCAUUUUCUGCUUCUGCUCUCAGCCUUUCCUCUUCCUACUGUUUGGUCUCUUCGUUCUCGGGGCCCUGUGGCCACUCGGCCUCUCUGUGCCCGUCGAAGUCCCUCUGCCCAUCGGCCCAUCUGCAUCUGGGACAGGAUCUCACUGCCAGAGAGAGAUCUGCGCUUCAUCCUACCACGUCAGCGAUCCCUGCCCUCGCGGGGGGCAGAGCUGCGGCAUGUUGUGCGGCUGAGGCGCCAGGCUGUGGGGGGCCGGCCUGCCACCCCGUCUGGUUUUGAGGAUGGCAUGCCUUCCUCCCAGUACCCCUGGGCCAUUGUGUGGGGCCCCACAGUGUCAGACGAGGAUGGAGGAGAUGCCAACUCAGCUAACCCGGGCUUUCCUCCGCUGGGUUACACCUUUGUUUCACCACAUGGGAUGGCAACGGCUCAGCCCAACUCCCAUUCACUCCUGCACAACGCGGGACUCAACCUGCGCGAGACUCCAGCCACGCUGCGGCCCUUCUUGUUUGGGCCCCGGGGAGAAGGUGUGGACCCCCAGCUCUAUGUCACUAUCACCAUCUCCAUCAUCAUUGUCCUGGUUGCCACCGGCAUCAUAUUCAAGUUCUGCUGGGAUCGUAACCAGAAGCGCCGGCGUCACUCUGGGCAGCAGAGCGGCGGCAGGCAGCAGGAGAGCCAGCAGCCCCUCACGGACCUGUCCCCCACCACUGUCAGCAUUUUGGGGCCCUACAGUGACUCACUGGCCCCCACACCAGAGGCAGAGGAAUGCAGGCAGGGCCAAGAGGGCAUGGAGAAACUGGGGGGCCAUGGAAAGAGCGCUGCCUUCCAGCUCAAUCGAAUCCCACUGGUGAACCUGUGA
Rhea pennata is the source of this 915-nucleotide messenger RNA. It is a transcript of the gene PIANP, whose product is annotated as PILR alpha associated neural protein. Gene Ontology annotation, cellular component: membrane. Gene Ontology annotation, biological process: regulation of immune response. The transcript has 5 exons. The record is from RefSeq and is a predicted model, not a curated record. NCBI's taxonomy places the organism in Eukaryota, Metazoa, Chordata, Aves, Rheiformes, Rheidae. Bases 1 to 915 code for a protein of 304 amino acids.